AUGAAUUUGAGAAAGAUCACCGAUAUUAAUAUUGCAAAAUACACUGAAGAUAAUUGGGAAUCUUUCAGACACGAAUCAGAACCUUAUGCUAAAAGAGAUACGUUAUGUCUUGGAGCUUGUUUGAUAAAAUAUAACAAAGUUAUGAAAGAAGUUGUAUUCCAGAACAUUUCCCAUGAUCAAACGGCUCCUUCUUUAUCUUUAAAGGAUGUUUUAACAUCGGUCGAUCAAGUUGGUGGACGAAUUAUUAAAAUAUUAGAUGGUAUAGUAUACGAAGAAAAUUUUAAAACUCCACCCUAUAGAGAUUAUAUUUCAAUUUUGAGAGAUCUAAGAAAUAAAUAUAAACGAGAAGGUAAUAUCGUGGGUAGUAAUUGCAUGAAAUUAUUAGGUAAUUCCUUGUAUUGUAAAUCUAUUCAGAAGGAUAUAACUGCAUCGAGACAUUUAUGGAGUGAAGCAACUUUAAAAACCAACUUCGAUUCACAUGUCAAAAACUAUCCUAAAGUAAAUAACACUCAAUAUAUCGUUGAGAUAAAUGAUGAAGAAAAAGAAUUUGACUGUAUACCUCCUAAAUCUACACGACUAACACCUAGUCAUUUGGGAUCAUUCGUAUUAUCUCACAGUAAAAAAAUAAUGAAUAAUUUUAUUCAAUUAAUAGAUGGAUUUUAUAAGCCGGAAAUAUACUAUACAGAUACUGAUAGUUUAUACAUUUCAUCUAGCAAUUGGGAUAAAUUAAAUGAAGCUGGCCCAAAAGUCAAAUACAAUAUCAUUCUAACUUCUGACGGUAUUCUAAAAGAAAAGAAAACGUUAAAGGGAUACUCUAAUGAUAAGGUAGAUGUCGAAGAUUACUUUCAGUUAGCUAGCGGACAUGAUGUGACGAAUGAAUUUAACAAAAGAUGGGAAAAGAGGUUCACCAAUGGAAUAGUUAUUCCAAAGGAUGAUGAUACACAAAAGAAAGUUUUCAAAAGUUAUCUGAAUCUCGUUAAGAGAAAAGCACCAGAUGAUGAAGGAAUUAUGUAUCCUUACAAUGAUGGAAAAGAAUUGAACAUGGAUGACAACUACGAAUUUAAUGAUUAG
Messenger RNA from Lottia gigantea (owl limpet), 1071 nucleotides. RefSeq lists its product as hypothetical. The transcript has 3 exons. Gene Ontology annotation, biological process: DNA replication. The record is from RefSeq and is a predicted model, not a curated record. NCBI's taxonomy places the organism in Eukaryota, Metazoa, Mollusca, Gastropoda, Lottiidae. The coding region runs from base 1 to 1071 and encodes 356 amino acids. Gene Ontology annotation, molecular function: DNA binding; nucleotide binding; DNA-directed DNA polymerase activity.